AUGGACGUCGCGCUGCUUGUCGGCGUGUUGAUCACAGCCGUGCUGCUCGCCAUCUUUCUCGAUCCUUUCAUGGAAGCCCGAGAGUUCUUCAGCAAGGGCUCCUUGGUCAGCCUAGUGGGCACGUGCAAGCGACUCGACCGAGCACUGGUGCUGGUGGACUGCGACUGCGGCGCAGAACUGCUGACGCCUUGCUGCAAGGAGCUCGGGCUCGAGUUCAGCGAGCCCCCCGCGGACACCGCCGCGAACACCGCGCUCACUUCCCCCGGAGGCUCCUACUCCGUGUCGCCCGCCAACAGCGACCGGCUCCAGGGCAUGAGGCUCCCCGGCCAAAGCGCCGCCCUCCACGAGGCCGAGAAGUCGCGGCUGCAAGCGCUCGCCGACCAGCUGAGAUCCCAGAGGGACCGCUGCGUCGUGCUGGGCGGCGUCUCAAGGGCAGGGCUGCAGCUCCUCUGCUGCGCGCUCGCCGACCACGGCAUGCCCCCGCUCUACGCCGCGGCCAACUUUUUUUUCCCGGAGGUGUACAUGAGGCUGGCCACCGCCAGCGUGGCUUCGCCUCGCCGGAGCCGCGGGGACCAGCAGAUCCUGCACCUGGAGCGCCUGAGCGAGGAUUCCGGGGCGUUCACGCCGAGCCCGGGCGGCAAGUGCAGCUACUCUGGGCGGGCGGACACGUACGGGAGCUAUUCACCCUCGGAAGCGAGCAUGCCACGCUACCCCAGCCUCGUCCCCAGCGUCGUCGGCCAGGCCAGCGGUUUCGCGAGCAUGGACAGCUGCGCGCUGCGACUGCCGACCCCGACGCGGGAUGCCUCGGCCGACUCGGGGGCGCUGGACGGCUCGCAGCGGGCUCCGGCCGACGCAGGAAGCACGGCCCAUUCGAGCGAGGUCGUGCUCCCGCCGGACUCGGCGAAGGCGCUGAGCCUCGGCACCAUCGGCGCCGAGACUCCCCCCCCGCGCCCCGCUCGCGCUCCCGUGGCGCUGCUGGUCGGCAUGGGCACCUUCGGUGUCCUGGCGGAGAGGUCCGACGCCGUCUUCGUCAGGGCGGACCUCGCUUGCCUGGCGCGGGCCCUGGAGCUCGCCGCCAAGGCUUGGCGCGUGGCUCCGCGGCCACUCGGCUGCUUCGAGCCGCCGAGAGCCUCUGCCGCACAUGUGGCGGUGGUGCUGGAGGCCGAGGCGCGGCCUCGGAAGCCCGCCCGCGCCGAAGGGCGCGCGGACGGGCCACCUGCUGCUCCCGAAGGCGGCUGCUGUUGCUGGCGCGGCGCGGUGGUCGAGGCGGCCAACGGCGAGCUCGCGGAGAAGAUCGCGCUGAUCGCAGCGUGGCUCUCGACGCCUCGAACUCGCGUGGCCAACUUUGUGCCCCACUCCGCGGCCCGGCCGAUCGGCCGCCUCCGCGCCUGGCUCGCCAAGGCCGUGGGGGCACCCAGCACCGAUGCAAAUGGCAUGGCAUCCAUGGAGCACCCUGCCCUGCCUGUCCCCCUCGUGGCGCAUGGCAUCCAAGGACCCCCGGAGGCGAUGGCGCCCGAGCUCUCCCUCGGCGUCGCCGGCAGGGCGGCCGCGAUGGGCGCACGGGCCGGCACCCCGGGCUCGGCCCAGGACCUCUCCUUCGGCGUCACGGGCAGGGCGGCCGCGGUGCAGCGGGCUGGCACCCCAGGCUCUGUCGGAGGCGCGAGAGCCCCCGGCUCCGCGGAGAGCGGCGUGUCGCGGUAUUCCCUGCUCGACAUGACGAAGGAGGGUGCGAGGCAGAACGGGCGCGCCAAGCAGUGGAACGAUGAGGUGGAGGACCUUUACCGCCUGCAGUUCUGUGGCUGGAGGGACGCCGCGGAGUACUCCACCGUGCACGGGGAGCCGAACAGGCACCCGGCUGACAAGAACGGCCCGGGCUACAUCUCGAAGAUACAGCUCAAGGCGAACGGGUACUUCACCUACUGGCGCAAGGAGAGGCAGUGCGACGACCGCCACGUGUUCAAGGUCCGACUCUUCCAGCCGCCAGCUUGA
Messenger RNA from Prorocentrum cordatum, 1989 nucleotides. NCBI's taxonomy places the organism in Eukaryota, Dinophyceae, Prorocentrales, Prorocentraceae. The record is from the annotation of a GenBank genome assembly.